Molecule: messenger RNA, 1603 nt
Organism: Rhipicephalus microplus (southern cattle tick)
Lineage: Eukaryota; Metazoa; Arthropoda; Arachnida; Ixodida; Ixodidae
Product: monocyte to macrophage differentiation factor
Cellular component (GO): membrane
Source: RefSeq, a predicted model, not a curated record
CUAGCCGUGCUGGCGCUGGCGUUCGCUGUGAAAAGCCGUCGGACUCGGCCUUGAAAUGGAAGAAAUGGAAAGCACGGCGCAUCCGAGCGACUUCACCUCGUACCAGGGCGCCAGAUGACGUGCACCACAAAUGGCGACCGCCGCAGGAGUGAACGGCACCGUGGCACGGUUCCGCUUCGGCAUAAGGGACUUCUCAAGACUGAUGAAUCCCCGGCCGAUCGGGAACGAGCCGUACGUGCCGACGGAGCUGGAACACGUGGCCAACAUCAUCACGCACGCGCUGAGCAUCCUGCCCAGUUUCUUCGCUCUGAAGUUCUUGCUCCAGCGUGCCCACACCCCCGCGCACAUGACGGCCGCCGUGGUGUACGGAAUCGCCCUGGUCGUGCUGUUCGUCACCUCGUCGCUCUUUCACUCCGUGCACUUCCUCGGAAAGCUCAGGACCUUAAAAGUGAUCUUACACCGGUGCGACCGUGCUGCCAUCUACAUCUUCAUCGCGUCUGCCUACACACCCUGGCUGAUGCUACGCGAGUACAGCUCGUGGGGCCAAAAGCAGCUGUACGUGGUCUGGUUCCUCUGCCUACUAGGCAUCACCUACCAAAAUAUAUUUCACGAGAAGUACAAAACUCUCGAGGUGCUGAUCUACAUAGGCUCGGCCGUCUUCCCCGCUUCCGCUACAUUUUCGAUGCGACCUCUGACGGGCCUCAAGGAGCUGCUGUUCGGUGGCCUACUUUACUUCAUAGGCGUGGUGUUCUUCAAGUCCGACGGCAGAGUGCCGUUCGCGCACGCCAUCUGGCAUCUGUUCGUGAACGCGGCCACCCUGGUUCACUACCACGCUGUGUACCGGUACCUCUUCAGAUCGGGCCAGGUUGCCCAAGUUGCGGCGGCGGCGGUUGCCGCGGCGCACGAACACCAAGACUGAAAAAAAAAAUCUGGUGCCUCCGUCUGGCGGUGACCACCGGAAAGCGCGGCCACAGUCGCGGAGCUGCCCGGCGAAUCACUGUUAGGACAGGACACCCGGCCGUGUAGGCGACGCCAGCCCCCGUUCUUCUUCUCCUCGGCUUAAAGGUCUCGGUAGUUUUUGGCCACCAACUCAGUAGGAUCGGUAUUCUUGCAAAAUACAGCUUUUACACCAGGCAUGUCCUUGUCCAGGACAUAUCCCUGCCCACAGAGCUGUGGUCUCCUCUCGGGAUCAUGGGCUGAUAUUCUACCGAGGACUACAGCUCCUUGUGCAGGGCCAAGGCUUCCUGGGUCUGACUGUUGGCAAGAGUCGUUCCUGGCACUCACGUCGGUUCAGAAAAAUUCAUCUCUCGGGUUCCUCCUCCGGAAGGCAUCUUGUCAAGAAGGGAAGCGUUCGUCUUCGGCGACUACUGUUGAUCCAGAACCCAAGCAUUUACCUGCCGUAAAUGUUACUCCGUUGGGCCGAGGUAUUGUCUGGAGGUCUUGUCUAAGGCAGACUCUUGGUUUCCUUCAGAACCGGUCCUGAGAGAGUUAUUCGACCUCCAAAUUAUAUCCUGGUCAGGUUUGUCGUCUCACGUUCCUUCUGCCCGGGAAUAUCUCGCAUUCAAGAGGACUGACGUAAUGCCACCUGUGUAUCGGGUACUCU